Mugil cephalus (flathead mullet) is the source of this 4139-nucleotide messenger RNA. Its product is annotated as zinc finger MIZ domain-containing protein 2-like. Gene Ontology annotation, molecular function: zinc ion binding; SUMO ligase activity. Gene Ontology annotation, biological process: regulation of transcription by RNA polymerase II; protein sumoylation. The record is from RefSeq and is a predicted model, not a curated record. NCBI's taxonomy places the organism in Eukaryota, Metazoa, Chordata, Actinopteri, Mugiliformes, Mugilidae.
AACCUGCUCCGUCCUCUCUCCCCCGGCAGAGAUGCAGAAGACGCCCCGUGAGCCGGAUCCCGUCCCUCGGUGUGACAAACCGUAGAAGCCGCUCUCCUGCCCGGAUGAAGUCUCCUGGAGCCGCGGGGGAUGGUGUCGCCUGCUGAAGCCGGAUAAUCACACUGCGCAGAGGUCGGCGGAGCUCCGUGUGGGAUUUAACCGGGACCCGACUAUAUUUUUUGGAUCAUUCGGGGCGUCUCUUAGCGCCCGGAGGCUUUGGCUGCGCUCGGGUCUUGAUGUCCCGGAGGCCCCGAGGAGCUCAGACCGCGGAGCCCCGGAGCAGGGCUCGGACCCCGGGGAAGUAGAGGAGUCUGCCUGUCUCCAUCCACCAUGAACCCUCUGAACCAGAUGAAGGCUGGACUGGCUAACAACCCCCACAGUGACGGCUCGUACUCCUACGACCCCUCCAGCUGGCAGCAGCCCACCAACCAGCCCACAGGAUCCCUGUCUGUGGUCACCACGGUCUGGGGAGUGACCAACCCCUCGGCCAGCCAGGGUCUGGGUGGAGGGGUGAUGGGGCCGGGGGCCAACCCCGGCGGGGGCCCCAUGAUGCAGGGCCCCGGGGGACCAGGCAUGGCGGGGGGGCCUGGAGGCUACAUGGGCCAGCAGGGCUACGGGGAGCCCAGCAAAGGCUACAUGAACCAGGGCAUGUACAGCCGGACGCCCGGGGGCUACGCCGGAGGACCGGGGGGGUACACAGGAAGCUACCAGUCGACCCCCGGAGGUUCCAGAGGCUCCGCCGACUUCACUCAAGCUGCCGCCGCCGCCGCUGUGGCUGCUGCUGCUGCCACGGCAACCGCCACCGCCACGGCAACGGUCGCCGCCAUUCAGGAGAAACAGAACCAGGAGAUGAACUACGGACAGAUGGGAGGUCCAGCCUACAGCAACCAGUUCAUGGCCCACCCGGGACCCCGCGGCCCCCCCGGCAUGCCCCCUGGAGCCAUGGGCCCCGGACCAGGCCCCAACAGGGGUCCACCCUCAAUGGGCCCCAUGUACGGCCCUACAGGCGGCCCACAGAGAGUCCCUCAGCACCCAAACUAUGGCCCGGGACCACAGCAGGGACACCUGAGGCCCCCACAGGGCCUGAAACGGCCCUACAGCUCUGAGUCGUUCCCAGGAAUGUCUCAGCAGUACGGGGUUCCCGUCGGCUCCGGGGUCAACGUCAUGUCGGGCCCCGGUGCCGCUGGUGCUUCGAUGCCAGGUUCAGCUGGAGGUGGUCACGGUGGUCCUGGUCCUGGCCCGGGUCCCUACUCCGGCCCCAACAUGCAGUACCACCAAGGUUCUGGUGGUCCAGGUUCUGCCCCCCAGCGCUCUGGCUCCUCCCCCUCCUAUCAGAGCCAUAAGAUGCCCCUCCCACAGUACCCCUCCUCUGGACCGCCCAGUUCUCCCUACUACAAGCAGGACCAGUUUAAUGGUCAGGGUGGAGGGUUAAACACUCUGACAACAGGGGGCGCUGGCGGCGCCUACAGCUCCUUCAACCAGCCAUCAGGGCCUGGGCGAGGGUUGCCUGGUUACCCCUCCUCCCCGGUCCCUGGAAACCCCACCCCUCCCAUCACGCCCUACAUGUCGCCCGGUAACGGUGACGUCAAACCGCCGCCGUCCUCCUUCAUGCCCGACAUCAAACCCAACAUGGCUGGCCUGGCCCCUCCCCCUCCUACAGGUAACCCCAGCGAUGACCUGAGGCUGACCUUCCCUGUGCGGGACGGCGUGGUCCUAGAGCCCUUCAGAUUAGAGCACAACCUGGCCGUCAGCAACCACGUCUUCCAGCUCCGAGACUCCGUCUACAAAACCCUCAUCAUGAGACCGGACCUGGAGCUGCAGUUCAAGUGUUACCACCACGAGGAUCGACAGAUGAACACCAACUGGCCGGCCUCCGUCCAGGUGAGCGUGAAUGCUACUCCUCUCACCAUCGAGAGAGGUGACAACAAAACCUCCCACAAGCCGCUGUACCUGAAGCAGGUGUGUCAGCCGGGAAGGAACACCAUCCAGAUCACCGUCACGGCCUGCUGCUGCUCUCACCUGUUCGUCCUCCAGCUGGUCCAUCGUCCCUCGGUCCGCUCCGUGCUCCAGGGCCUGAUGAAGAAGAGGCUACUUCCUGCCGAGCACUGCGUCACCAAGAUAAAGAGGAACUUCAGCAGCGGUUCGAUUCCCGGGACCCCCGGGAUGAACGGGGAGGACGGCGUGGAGCAGACAGCCAUACGCGUCUCCUUAAAGUGUCCCAUCACUUUCCGACGCAUCCAGCUUCCUGCCAGAGGACACGACUGUCGGCACAUACAGUGUUUUGACCUGGAGUCGUACCUGCAGCUUAACUGUGAGAGAGGAACCUGGAGGUGUCCUGUGUGCAAUAAAGCUGCUCUGCUCGAGGGCCUGGAGGUGGAUCAGUACAUGCUGGGAAUCCUCAUCUACGUCCACAAUUCUGAGUAUGAGGAGAUCACCAUAGACCCGGUCUGCAGUUGGAAGCCGGUCCCGGUGAAGCCAGACCUCCAUGUGAAGGAGGAGUCUGAUGGUCCGGUGUUGAAGCGCUGCAGGACGCUGAGCCCCAGUCACAUGGUCCUCCCCAGCGUCAUGGAGAUGAUCGCAUCACUAGGCCCCGCCCCCUCCUCCACCUCCCCGAUGCCGUACCCCUCCCUGCCUGCAGGGGGCAGCAACAGAAGCAACACACCGGACUACCCUGGACCAGCUCCGUCCUAUCCUGCUCCGUCUACUGGUUUCUCGGACUUCAGCGGUCCUGGGACUCCUGGGGUUGGGGGGGACUUCUCCUCCCCCGGCCCUCCCCCUCUCUCCUACCAGUCAGAGCUCUCCAGCGCCCUCCUCACCCCCGACAAACCUCCCCCUCACCCUCACCCGAUGGCUGGACAGAUGUCACUGUCCGGCCGUCUGGACUCCACUUCCCAUGGUGCUCCUCUCUCCCAGCAGCAAUCACAGGGUCUCCAUGGCAACUCCCAAAUUGGGGGCAACAACCAGAUGAUGCAGCGUAGCAACCAGAAUCCCCGUCUCCAAGGCGACGGCUCCUUUGGGCUGGGGGGGUCUGCAGAUGCAGAACCUUCUCUGGACUUGCUGCCAGAGUUGACCAACCCGGACGAGUUGCUGUCGUACCUCGGACCUCCUGACCUCCCGAACAACAACAACGACGACCUUCUGUCUCUGUUCGAGAACAACUGAACACAAUGAAGAACUUCACUGUAACAUAAAGGAACUCGACGGCUGGGCCAAGAUGGCCGCCGUCCACACAGGAUGGAGAGAACAUUUAGAAGAAAAGGAAAAAAAACAACUACUUUUAAAUAUGAAAAGUCUUUGAUGUGCGUCUAUGAAGUUGAUGGUAACUUUAUUUUAUUGUUUUUUAUUCUCUGAACUGUAUUUGAUGCUUCAUUCUUCAUUCCCCGUCAGAGCUGACACACAAACUAUUUAAAGAGUUCGACUACAGACCACAACGUUUUUACCAAAUAAAGGAGGAGGAGGUUUGUAGUUAACGCCGUGGUGAGAUUGAAAAGGUUUAAACGGGUGAAGCUUUAAAGGAGGAAUCCUCCUGGUUUCCCCCUCAGAUAAAGGAGACGCUGAAUAUUCACACUCGGCCACAGAACCGACGCUCGUCUGAAUAAACUGAUUCAAAGAAAUGUUUCUCCAGCAUCAACACCUUCAUUUUAUUUAUUUAGAACUGCUAACAGAAGCUAAUGGCUUUUUCCACUAGAAUAUUUUCUCAAAUGAGUCGAUUAAUUUCCAUUAUUGAGUUUGUUUGAUCCAUUUUAAACGUUUUUGUGGAGGAGGAUGUUUUUCUGAGAUGAUCUGAGAACAUCGGUCCCAGUUCUUAGUCCAAACUCGGGGUGAAUCUGUUUAUUGUCGUCUCUUCUUCACCUUCUGUGGCCGAGUGUUGAACCACAUCUGGAGCGGAGAAGGUUCGUCUCCGUAAAUGAAACCGGGCUUCACCGUCAUCUUCUUCAUCGUCGUCGUCUUCAUCCUGUGUGUCGUAACGUGACUAGAGUCCAGGCCGUUGUGGUGUCUCCAUGUCUCAGUGAGUCCGGUGGCUUCUACAUGAUGAGUGUAUGAUUCAGUAACGAGAAUAAUAACCUUUGUAAUUUAAUAAACACACACACUGGAAAGAC